Lachancea thermotolerans CBS 6340 is the source of this 360-nucleotide messenger RNA. RefSeq names its product mitochondrial 37S ribosomal protein bS16m (gene MRPS16). The transcript has a single exon. The coding region runs from base 1 to 360 and encodes 119 amino acids. Gene Ontology annotation, biological process: mitochondrial translation. Gene Ontology annotation, cellular component: ribosome; mitochondrial small ribosomal subunit. NCBI's taxonomy places the organism in Eukaryota, Fungi, Ascomycota, Saccharomycetes, Saccharomycetales, Saccharomycetaceae. Gene Ontology annotation, molecular function: structural constituent of ribosome. The record is from RefSeq and is a predicted model, not a curated record.
AUGUCGAAGGGCCUGGUGAGGAUAAGACUAGCCAGAUUUGGUCGCAGACACUCCCCUUUAUAUAACAUAGUGGUUGCAAACGCAUCCAAGGCUAGGGACAAGACACCUAUUGAGGUUUUGGGAACUUACAACCCAAUACCAAAGCCACUAUCGAAAAGAGAAACCAAAAGCGGGGCAAUACCAACAAAGGAUGUACAAUUGGACUUCGCCAGGACCAAGUACUGGGUUGGGGUUGGCGCUCAGCCUAGCGAAACUGUCACGAAGCUGUUAAAAAAAUGCAACAUUUUGGGUUCAGAUUGGGGGAAAACUUACACGACAAGCCGUACCGUUGUCCUGCCCAAACGUGAAGUCUUGGAAUAA